AGUACUGAAUAGUAUCGGAGUUCAAUCUACAGGGGAGCCAGGCCACUCCAGGAUGCCGCCCAGCUCAAGUCAUGGGUCAUGGGGUGGCGUGCGGAUGGGUCAUGGAGGCUGCCGACGUGCUGAUGAUGCAGUUCGUGUUGUCACCGCGGCGACGGAGAGCUCAUGCAGGCCGAGGCCACCCACGCCAUGUCCGGCCACUCGCCCUACUCAUCCGCCACACACCGCAGGUGGGCGCCCGCAUCGACCGCGGCGGCUUCUUCUGCCUCCUCUUCAGCAGCGGCAGCCCCAACUCCACUUUCCUGCUCGAGGCCAUCGGCAGGGGCAAGGCCGCCGUGCUGCUCUCCUUCGGCGGCUGUGACAUGGCCAUCGCCGCGCACACCCAGGACAUCGAGGAGGCUGAGGAGGAGGUGGUGGUCGUCGUUAUUGUGGUGCAGGGUCCCGAGGAAGCCGUGGCCACGGUGGAGGUGGCGGCGGAUGUCGUCGGCGAAAGGGAGCGGUUGUGGACAUGAGAGGGGUUCUUUUAUUUGUGGCAAUUUUGCAACAACAAAAAAACCUUGGUCGGCGGCGUAUUUAGGCGGAUAAGACGACGUGGCAGUUAAGCUGCCAAGUGGGUGAUUGCACACGUGCCACAUUAAUGAAUACGUAGAGCAAAGCGUAUAAUGGAGCAUAUGUGACCCUAGAGCAAGUUUAGUGAUUGUAUUUCGGAUAUUUCUAACUACAGGGACUAAAGUGGCCACCUGCGCAAGUUAUACGCCCUAUAGUGAAUUUUUCUCUUUAUGAUUAUGCAAGAACAACCCUUAGUACUAGCGGCUAUAACUGCGUGCUUAGAGUAACUCCAGCCGACGCCCUGCACGCCCCAGUCCAGUUUCCCGUCCGGCGACCCCAGUUCGCCUCCUUGCCGCCGUCUCCUUGCUGGCUGCCUCGCCCUAGCUACCACGCAUCGUCACCACGCCUCCUCGCCGCCUGCCGCUACCGCUCGCCGCACGCCUGCCUCCUUCCCCGCUUGCCGCCCCGUGCCUGCCUCCCUCCCCGCUCGCUGCCUCCCGCCACCGCUCGCCGCCCUGCGCUCUGACGCCCACCGGCCUCCACGACCGGGCCGAGCGACCUGGCGGACCUCGUCUCGGGCGGGAGCUCCAUCUCCUCGGGCUGGAGGAGCGGCGGCGGUGGCGCCUGCGGCACUGCCAGCGUGGCCUCCAGCAGCGCCACGCCCUACUCCUGGAUCGCACACACGAUCUUGAGCUGCUUCUCGGCCAGCCCGGGCCCAUGGUGAGGAAGUACUGCAGGAGGUGGACGACGUAGAGCUGCCUCGCAUCGUGUCGCGCCUUGAUGGAUGCCACCUCGUCCUGCGCGUCCUGCACGUGCCGCAGCCACGCGCGCGGCUGCUCUGGCUCCGGCGCGCCGUCCAGCUACCUGAGCACGUCGGCCCGCGGCUGCAGCAGGGCCUUGACGGCGUUGUCGAGCUCCUUGACGCGCUUGUCCCCGUCAGCCAGCGGCUGCCACCACUUGCCGAAAAAUAGCAGACGAGCGCGCCGCCGAGGGCGAGCAUGACCACGGGCUGCAUCUCCAUCUCUGAUCAGCAAAGGUCAACCGCAAGCGCGGUUCGGUUGAUCUUCUCUGGCACGUGGCGAGUCGGCGAGCAGCGCGUCUCCAGCCCGUGCAGCUCGACGGACGCGGCGUGGUGGAGGCGCGUCUCCUUCCCCGUCGACGCUUGCGCUCCUCCGCUGGCUGGAGGUUAUCGACGACGCCGCGGUCAAGAUGCUCGACGAAAUGUCGCUGCCUCCGUGGGAGCCCAACACUGCUCGUGGGGGAGCAACGAGUGGAAAAUUUUGCCCCCUUAAGGCCAAAAUUUUCGCCGGCAGCCCCCAAGCGGCGAAAAAAUGCCUCCUGAGAGGCGCAAUGGCUGGAGAUGCUCUUAGAGCAUCUCCAGCCGUUCGGCCCCCCAGGGUGCCGAAAAAGAGCCCCCUGGGGGCGAGCCAGCGCUAGAUUAGCGCGUAGGGCGACCUAGCUCCCAGUCAUCGGCCCACCGGUCGCCCCGGGUGCGGCGAUGUUGUGUGUAAAAUAGAUGCAAACUCGGUGAAACUUCAUUCAAAUUUGUACAUAAAACAUGAAAAUAUGCAAACUACGACUGAACUAUGCCUAAACUACGCCUAGCCGCCAACGUCCGCCGCCGCCGCUGAAGGAAAUAUGCCCUAGAGGCAAUAAUAAAGUUGUUAUUUAUAUUUCC
This is a messenger RNA of Triticum urartu, 2224 nucleotides long. RefSeq lists its product as uncharacterized. NCBI's taxonomy places the organism in Eukaryota, Viridiplantae, Streptophyta, Magnoliopsida, Poales, Poaceae. The record is from RefSeq and is a predicted model, not a curated record.